CGGGGCCGGGGCCGGGGCCGGGGCCGAGCGGCGAUGGAGGAGGAGGAGGAUGGAGGCGGCGGAGGGGAGGCGGGGAGUGAGGCUGCGGCAGGAGGAGGAGGAGGAGGAGGAGGAGGAGGAGGAAGGGGGGGCCGGGCGGCGGGGCCGGCGGGCAUGUGGGACCGGCUGCGGGGCAGUCGGGCGGCGAGCGGCGGCCGGAGCGCGGCCGCGAUGGCGCAGCGCGGCGCGGCGGCGGGCGAGAAGGGGCCGGCGGCGGCGGGCGAGGGCGAGGGCGAGGGGGAGCCGCGGGCCGGGGCCGGGGCCGGGGCCGGGGCCGGGGCCGGGGCCGGGGCCGCGCCGGGGCCGCCCGGCGCCGCCGCGCCCUUCCAGCCCCCCGACGGCGGCUUCGGCUGGGUCGUGGUCUUCGCCGCCACCUGGUGCAACGGCUCCAUCUUCGGCAUCCACAACUCCUUCGGGAUCCUCUACAUGAUGCUGCAGAGCGACCUCGGCCCGGGAGAGAGGGACCCCGCGCUGGACUUCAAGACAGCAUGGGUCGGUGCCUUGGCCAUGGGGAUGGUUUUUUUCUGCUCCCCCAUCGUGAGCAUCUUCACGGACCGGAUCGGCUGCAGGACAACAGCAGCCUCAGGAGCUGCCAUUGCUUUCAUUGGACUCCUCUCCAGUUCGUUCACCAAGUCUCUUGAGGUUCGUUAUUUCACAUACGGGAUCCUCUUCGGCUGUGGCAGUUCCUUCGCCUUCCAGCCCUCGUUGGUUAUCCUGGGUCACUACUUCAAACGCCGCCUUGGCUUGGUGAAUGGCAUCGUGGCCGGUGGCAGCUGCCUCUUCUCCAUUUCCCUCCCCUUCUUUUUGAAGACAGUCGGAAAGGCCAUCGGGCUGGCGCAUACUUUCCAAGUACUCAGUGCCUUUAUGUUCAUCCAGAUAUUCUUGUCCCUGACCUAUCGGCCCGUCUUGCCACCUCCUUGUGACUCUCAGCAUGAAGGGCAAGAUAAGACGGUCAGCCGGAGUGUGCAGCAGCAGUGCUGGUCUCAGAUGCGCAAGUAUUUCAACCUGAGGGUUUUCCGGAGAAAGACCUAUCGGAUUUGGGCCUUUGGGAUUGCUACUGCUGUCCUGGGAUACCUUGUACCUUACAUGCACCUGAUAAAAUACGUGGAGAAGGAAUUUAAAGAAGACAAAAAGGACUGGGUCCUCUUGGUUUGCCUUGGAGCCACUUCAGGGCUCGGACGCUUGGUUUCAGGCCGGAUUGGUGACUGCAUUCCUGGACUGAAGAAGAUUUAUUUGCAGGUUGCGUCCUUUAUGCUGUUGGGCCUCAUGUGCAUGAUGAUCCCCCAGUGCCGAGGGUUUGAGGGUGUCAUUGUCAUCUGCCUCUUCCUCGGCCUUUGUGAUGGAUUCUUCACCACCAUCAUGGCCCCCAUAGCCUUCGAGCUGGUGGGGCCCAUGCAGGCGUCCCAGGCCAUAGGGUACCUCAUGGGCCUGAUGGCCGUGCCCAUGACUGCCGGUCCGCCGAUAGCAGGAUACCUCAAUGACUAUUUUGGGAAUUACCACGUUUCCUUUUAUUUUGCUGGAGUUCCCCCCAUUGUCGGAGGCUUGGUGCUAGCUGUCGUCCCUCUGGUUCAUCAAAGGAUGCUCAAGAAGCAGCGGCUGGAUUCUGGCAAAGACAAGAUGUUGGUUUCAGAGACGGUCAUGAACGGAGAGCUUCUUCCAGGCUGUCCUGCCUCAGAAGCACACAUAUAAAGCCUUUCCCUGGGCCUCCACUCUGACACACGCACACCUAGACACACACUAUUGCCACCAGCAUCUUCUCGAUAGCCUAAGCACAGGCCCUUUUCUAAACGGACUGUAAUUCUCAGUGAUUGCCGAUGCACUAUGUUUGUAAAGAAAAAAAAAGUUCUUCUAGUUAAAUGCUUUUAACUAGCAGAAAUGCUUUUUUCAGGACAAUUUUGAUUUCAAAGCCUCAUUUUUUUUCCUCUAACCAUUUUUCUAAGGAGAACUCUCACCAGGAUUCAAAUUUGAUCGAUCUCCUCGUCCUUUCCCAGUUUUCUAUGUGUCACAACAGAGGUUUACAGCUAAUAAAUACCUUUUUAAAGCAGGCCGCAGGUGGAGCUCGUUGAACCUUCCAGGUGUCCAACCCAUGCCCUUUGGUGUCACUUGCCUAGGUCACGUUCAGGUGAGCUAGUCCGUCCCCAGCGCAGCUCGAGAGGUUAUUUGGGAGGCGGCAGCUUUCAAGGAGGAAACGCCGCUCUAGUCCGAGGCAAAACCGAAUAAAUUAUCAGGAGGUCACACUGUAAUCUUUUUAUCUUCUGCUUUUGUGCCGCCCUCCCACGCGCGCCGGCAUGCACCAAGGAACGCUGCAGCUGUCGGCGCGCUCUUAAGGACGAGCGGGAGCUCGGCUGCAUUAGCGGCUCCGCCACAUCUUGUUUUUCCCCGAGCGAGAGCUCGAUAAAGUAGCGCGGUGGAUGCGUAGGCGCAGCACAGAGCAAAGGCAGAGCUCAGCACCGCGCAGGAAUGAGCCAUCGCCCCUUUUUUAAUCAGCUGCCGUUGCAAACUGAAAGACCGAAGAGGAGCACGUGCUGUGGGAAUCAGCCCUCGUUUUCCGUGUGCUUGCGGUGGUUUAUAACACCAAGGCAAAACUUUGUUCCCGAAACCCAAUCUGGGCUCAGGCCCCCGGCUCCUGCAGGCGUUGGUGGGAGGUUUGUAUAUAGGCUACGGACCCUGCAUGCCCCUCUGGCCCUUUCUAGCUGCAUUCGAUGAUGCGUAAUAAGGUCUCGUGGUCUGAGCUUUUGUUACUUUCUGUCCUAUAACGGCCGGAGAAUUAUUGUGGCGUGCCUGGUUCAUGGCUAUAAAGCGAGAUGUCCGUUUGCCCUGCCCUCUCUUCGAGCUGCUUUUCUGGGGCUGUUAUUACUGUCCAUGUCACACAUUGCACCGUCCGCUACGCGUUUGCUGACCGCUUCCCUGUUCAAGGAAGCCGGAGGUGCGUAGCCAGGUGGGGCGUCGACUGGCGACCUGCAAAGCCGGGCCCAGCCAGGCCCCGUAUUUCCGCCUCAGCGCGUUGGCGGAGCCCAGCCGCGGUGCCCUUCGUCAGGCUGCCGAGCCCUGGGCCGGGGCACCCUCCUGCCGCGGCACGGAGCCGGCGUUGCACUGGGACGCUGCAGGUGUGGGCACCGUGGCAUCGCCCAGCCCCGUCGCAGCUAAAGGAAGAAACGUUUUGCAUUGUAACUAACUCCCUUUGUAAGUUGGGGGGGGGGGGUCGUCCCAUCUGAAAUCGAAGAAGGGCUUCAAAUCGUAUUUUUGACUUUAAAGCCGUCCUAGGGAGAGCCUGCGCGGGGGUGAAGUUAAAGCGUGGCUUAGUGAGAGCCACCGUGGGCCAAGCAGAGCUGCUCCAGGCCUGAGCCCGGCCUGGCGGGUUUGCCCGCGCGCGAGGGCCCGGUGCGGCGCGGGGGGCGAGUCGAGGCGUCCGGGGACCGGGAGGUGCUGGAAGACAUCGGGGGGGCUCGGCACCGCUGUCGGCCCCAGCAGCGCGCCCGGGGAGCUGCGGGCGAAGGCAGAGCUCUGUGCAACACGGAGCGCGGGACGUGUCUUAGCAGCUCGCGAGGCGGGUUUGGCUGACGUUUCUAUCCUGAACCUUUAGCUCAAGGGUGUUCAAAACCGAGUUGUUGUCUUUUUUUUUUUUUUUUUUUUCCCCUUUGCACGGCUGCCGCUGCAGAGCGACCGCAGGGUUUAACUGCUGCUGCUCCGGCUGCGGGAGGGGCGGCACGGCCGGGCGGGCGGCGGAGGCGCGAAGGCCGCCCGAGGCCGCGGUUCAUGCGUUGCAGCAUGUCGGAGUUGUGAAACGGAGCUGGAAGCGGCUGCCUGAGCUCUGCGGUUGCAGCGCGCUCUGCCCCAAGGUCUCGCGGCCGUCCGCAUACCUGUUUCUUAGGCACGUGCCUUCGCUUCAGCAAUUCUCCACUUAAACUGCCUAAAAUUUCCCUGGGGCAGGAGCCGCCCACGUCCUAAUCACCGUCGUGAUUAUACGUUGGAUUAUAUGUUGGCCUUUGCUGUGGCGCGGCUCUCUUGGGUGCCUUGAGGGGCCGGGAAGGCCCUCCGGCACCCAGCCGCGGGAAGUUGCGGCUCCCGCCCGCCGGGUGGGUCUUGCCCGGGCGGCCGUGCCGGCGGCCGGGGGACGCUUUGUGCGCGGCGGCAGCUCCAGCUCGCGGGCCGGCCGGGUCGCACGCCGCGCGAGACACUUGUAGACGUUCAGCAUAUUGGUAGACGCCAGAGCGAGCGUUCGGUUUCGCUAAGGAGCGAGGCUUUUUGUACAGGUUUAAUUGUGGUGUAUAAGAUGAUUUGUUGACUGGCAUGCGGUUUUGCAUGGCUUUAAUACCUUGUUUUUUCAUGGCUCGCAGCCAGACGGACUUUAAAUCCCCGUGUCUUUUUCGGUAGUGUUUCUAGCAUCCCCCCGAUUGUGUCCGUGAACCUCUAGUCCACAUCCGCAAGAGAGCUUUUAGCAGCCCGAGAUCAUUCGAUUUUUUGGGGCUGCUGAGUGCAUUAAAUCAAAUUGCUUCAGAAAAACGUGGUGCUGAGCUUUCCCAGCGUAUCCCGUUUCACCCAUUAGAAGCCAUUAGAGCAGGAGCCGUUUCUUGGGAGGUGCCGGCCGCUGGGAGCCGGCCCUGCUCUCCCGCCCGGUCCCUGAGACGCAGCGGUGGCAAAGGCAGCGCCAAGCCAAAGCUUUGCUUUCGGAGAGGCGCCUUUCUAAGCUAACGCCACGUCAUAACCCCGGGGGGAGGCUUGAAUUUUUGCUGUUUUGCUGCAUCCCCCUUUUUUUGAGUCUGCUUAUAACUUAAUACGCCCUUAAAAUUUUGUAUUUGGAAGUAAAAAGUAUUUGAGUGUGUGUCUUAAAGUACGCCUGUCCUUUCAGACUGUGAACUUCGGAGUCUCGGUAUACAAAAAACCCAAGAGUAUUAGCACACUUUUGUAAAUGUUUAUGAAUGUCAUUUAAAAGCCCUGUAGAAUAAACCGAGUUUAAAAAGGAA
Messenger RNA from Dromaius novaehollandiae (emu), 5003 nucleotides. RefSeq names its product solute carrier family 16 member 2 (gene SLC16A2). Bases 34 to 1728 code for a protein of 564 amino acids. Lineage: Eukaryota; Metazoa; Chordata; Aves; Casuariiformes; Dromaiidae. Gene Ontology annotation, cellular component: membrane. Gene Ontology annotation, molecular function: monocarboxylic acid transmembrane transporter activity; thyroid hormone transmembrane transporter activity. The transcript has 6 exons. The record is from RefSeq and is a predicted model, not a curated record. Gene Ontology annotation, biological process: transmembrane transport; thyroid hormone transport.